Molecule: messenger RNA, 2130 nt
Organism: Adineta steineri
Lineage: Eukaryota; Metazoa; Rotifera; Eurotatoria; Adinetida; Adinetidae
Source: the annotation of a GenBank genome assembly
AUGGCUUUAUAUUAUGAUGAAAUACUCGCUGGAAAUUGUGCCGGACAAAUAAAUAUUAUGCCACCGCCUAGCUCAAAUAAAACUCUUCUAAAAGAUAAAAAACAAUUAUUAAAUCUAACGGAUGAAUUAGGAUUUUCUAUUGAAAAGUUAUUUGAUAUGGGUCGACAAUUUCUAAAAGAUAAACAACAAAAUAAAGAAAUACAAUUAAAAUAUGGUGAUAAUAUACGCUUAAUUGCUUUAUCUAAACAAAUAAAAAUAGGUAAAUGGAAUGCAUCAUAUACGCAAGAUGUUGGAUUUCUUGAUGUUGUUGGUAAUGAUCGAAAACAAGCAUGGAUUACUUUAGGUGAUAUGACAAAAGAGCAAGCUAUGGAAGAAUAUGUUAAAUUAUUAUUAGAACGUUGUCCAAUGUUUCAAACAUAUAUUGAAACACAACAUAAUAAAACUGAAGAGGAUAAUCGACUAAGAGAAGACGAUGAAACUCGUCGUACAUUAGAACAGGAAGCUGAACAAUUAAGACAACGCGAAUUAGAACAAUUUCUACGUUUGGAAAAACAACAGAAAAAACGAGAAGAUUUUCAACGGAAACAAAUUCAAGACGUACUUAAUCAACAAACUUACGCACAAUUCAAAGCGUACGCCGUACAGCAGUAUCGAGAUAAUCCACAAGCACAAGAACAAUUGAUUCGUCAAUUGCAAGAUCAACAUUUUCAACAGUAUAUGCAACAAGUUUAUCAACAACAAUUACUUGAUCAACAACAUCAACUUCGAAUUAAAACAAACAUGGAACAACAACAACUACAACAACCAGAAAAUUUUAUAUCAAAUACAGCUCAACCACCACUAUCAUCAGCAACAAAUGUGAUACCACCACCAGCGGCAAACAUGGUACCACCACCGCCAACGAACAUGGUAUCUCAACCACCACCAGCGGCAAACAUGGUACCACCACCACCAACAAACAUGGCAUCACAACCACCGCUGAAUAUGGUAUUACCACCAUCGGGACUUGUGAUAUCACCACCGGUCGCUAAUUCAUUACCAUCACCAACAAUACCUGACAACACAAUAGUUCCACCACCAUCACUAAAUGUAGUUCAUCCACAGGUACCAACGAAUAUGAUAUCUCCAUCAUCACCAACAAAUGUAUUUUCACCACCCGUAUCAACAGAUAUGGGACCAUCAUCAAAUACGAAUCUGACAUCUGCUUCAAAUAUUCCUUUACAACCAAUGUCUCAAAUAUCACCUCUUGCUCCUGCACCGGCUCAAUUACCACCUUUAGUUCAUCCUCCUCCCAUGAUGCCAUUUCAAACGUCAAUAAGUAAUAAUAAUGCAACUCAAGAAAUAAAAUUAGAACCCAUUGGUUCUUUUCAAACACAAUUUGAAACACUCACUCUCAAUACUCCAUUGGAACUAAUCACAUCUGCCGUUCCACAAGCACCCGUUAACGAAGAUUUAACACAACAACAACAACAAUAUCCAUCAGGACAAAUCAACAAUGAAUUAAAUACUACACAAGAAUUAGUAAAUGGUAAUUCAAUUGUCCCACCCAUCGGUGAAGCUAACGCUAUAGUAAAUCCAAAUGGUGAAUUAUCCUUAGUACCAGAAGAAGGUAAACGUGAAUUACCAAAUAUAACUCCAGCAAAUAUGUGGACAAGAAAAGAUAUAAAAGAAUUUAAAGAACAAAUACGUAAAGAAAAAGAUGCUGUUAUUAAAAUUGGCAGUGGUGAAACUGUUACAGUACGAGUUCCAACACAUGAAGAUGGUCAAUGUAUAUUUUGGGAAUUUGCGACAGAUUAUUAUGAUCUUGGUUUUGGUUUGUAUUUUGAAUGGGGUAAAGCACAAUCGAAUAGUGUUACAGUUCAUGUUAGUGAUUCAAGUGAUGAAGAAGAGAAUGAAGAUGGAACUAAUCCGGAAAAGAAAGAUAUUGAAAAAGGUAGUGGAAGUACAAAUAAACCACCCAAACCACCCCAAGAUGAAAUAGUUCCAAUCUAUCGUCGUGAUAGCCAUGAAGAAGUAUAUGCUGGCAGUCAUCCAUAUCCUGGACAUGGAGUUUAUUUACUUAAAUUUGACAAUAGUUAUUCAUUAUGGCGUUCAAAAACACUUUAUUAUCGUGUUUAUUAUUCAAAAUGA